ACUAGGGUUCCACCUCUCAGAUCACUUGAAUCACUCCUUUGAUUUAUGGCCUUCCUUUUAAGAACAUCAUCAUUAACAACAACAACAACAACACACCAUGCAAACAAAUAGCUAGCUAGCUAGUUAGCUAACACAGCACCAUGUCCACAAAAACCACCCCCUCUGCUACUCCAUCUUCAUUCAUGUCCACCAUGGCUCGCCGCCGAAAAGACUCCGAUGAGAUUGAUGUCUUUGAAGCUGCACGAUACUUCUCCGGUGGCACGGACGGUAAUGUGAGUGUUAGAAGUAUUGUUGGUGGUCAUGGGAGAAUGAAAGAGGAGAGACUUUCAUGGAGGCCAUUGAGGAAGAGCUUGGACAUGCCAAUAGGUACCAUGAUCUCUCAACCUCCUCCAAAGGUUGAGAAACAAUGCAUUAAUGAGAAGAAGAACAGUAAGCAACCAAGCUCACCUGGUGGCAGGCUUGCAUCUUUCCUCAACUCAUUAUUCAAUCAAGUUGCAUCAAAGGUGAAGGUGAAGUCAAAGUCUUCUUCGUUGUCAACAAAGGAUAAUGAAGAGAAUUAUGGUGGGAGGAGUAGAAGAAGUAGCAUCAGCCAUUCUCCAAGCCUAACUGCCAGUACUUCAACAAAGGUUUACAAAGUUAUCAAUGAUGAGAAGAAGCGCUUGGCCCCAAAGUUUGUAAUGGAGAAAAAGGAAGUUUUGAAGAACUAUGGAGAGAAUGACGAUGGGGAUAGUGAUUCAAGCUCUGAUCUGUUUGAGUUGAAGAACUAUGAGUUGACUGAUGAUCAUGUCUCAAGUGGUUUACCUGUUUAUGGUGCUACAAACAUGAAGGUCAUCAAAAGAGAUACUACCAUUGCUAGUUAGUUCUGUUUCUUCAUAAGUUAAUUAUCUUAGUUUAUAUCAAUGGAUUAAAGAAAUCCAAGCUUGUUUUCUGAGUUUAAACUGAUUUCUUGUUAUGC
Messenger RNA from Dioscorea cayenensis subsp. rotundata (Guinea yam), 955 nucleotides. RefSeq names its product protein BIG GRAIN 1-like E. The record is from RefSeq and is a predicted model, not a curated record. Lineage: Eukaryota; Viridiplantae; Streptophyta; Magnoliopsida; Dioscoreales; Dioscoreaceae. The transcript has a single exon. Bases 141 to 860 code for a protein of 239 amino acids. Gene Ontology annotation, biological process: auxin-activated signaling pathway.